GUUCUGGAGCGUAGCUUGAAGCUGAUCUUCGCUCAGGACUGGCGAGCUCUGAGUACGUAUCUUAACACGAAGUUGUCCCGACUUCAAGACCUGCCGUACACGGACUUCAUCUUCUGUAAAGAAUUUCGGGGGCAUUAUGCUGACAACGCCCCUGUCCCACAGUUGAAAGUUGCAAUGCGGCUUACUGCCGAGAAUCCUGCUCACAUUGCCCUCGUUGGAGAACGUCUACCGUAUAUUGUGACCCAAGGCGCUCCUGACGCUACAGUAAUCUCUUGUGUACGAUCGAUUCCUGACUUUUUGGCGGAUAAAAGCUUACAGAUUCACUUUACUUACUACGCUCAUGUACACAUUCUUCCUGCCCUUCGACGAGUUACUGAUCUCCUGCCACUUACUAUAACGUGGCGUGCAGACGCCGCAUCACUCUGUUUCACGUAA
Cooperia oncophora is the source of this 435-nucleotide messenger RNA. The record is from the annotation of a GenBank genome assembly. NCBI's taxonomy places the organism in Eukaryota, Metazoa, Nematoda, Chromadorea, Rhabditida, Trichostrongylidae.